This is a messenger RNA of Marasmius oreades (fairy-ring Marasmius), 222 nucleotides long. RefSeq lists its product as uncharacterized. The transcript is spliced from 3 exons. The record is from RefSeq and is a predicted model, not a curated record. The coding region runs from base 1 to 222 and encodes 73 amino acids. Lineage: Eukaryota; Fungi; Basidiomycota; Agaricomycetes; Agaricales; Marasmiaceae.
AUGAAAUUGGUCGUUUUGAACGUCACUCUCGACGACAAGUUGGAACUUCCGGAACAGAAACUAGAGCAAGGAGAAUCUAUAGUCCGAAAGGUAGUAGAGCUGAACAAGCUGUACGACGAAUUAAAAGAGUACGACAAGAAGGGAUUCGUGCUGGACGCGCGGUUGCAACAUUUUGCUGCUGGUUUUGCAUUGGGACAAAAGUUGGUUAGUUCCAAGAAAUAA